This is a messenger RNA of Podospora pseudocomata, 513 nucleotides long. RefSeq lists its product as uncharacterized. NCBI's taxonomy places the organism in Eukaryota, Fungi, Ascomycota, Sordariomycetes, Sordariales, Podosporaceae. The transcript has a single exon. Bases 1 to 513 code for a protein of 170 amino acids. The record is from RefSeq and is a predicted model, not a curated record.
AUGCCCAAAAUGUUUAGACAAUGCUACGAGAUUUGGCCUGGUGACGCGCCAGCGGGCGCCGAGGUUCGUGAGGCCGCACAAAUCCUCGUUGAUAUGUCAGCCAGUGCUUGGGAGCGGGACAACGCCGCCGAGUGUCCUCCGCCCCUUACCAAAGGUCCUCGCGCUCCCGAACGACCACAUCCCGAGGUCCUCGAACAAGACGAGGCUCUCGACCCUGAUGCCACGGAUGAAGAAAAUUACGACGACGUUGCUGGCCCUUCCAAUCAUCAACUACAACCGUCGUCAAGCAAGAGGGGUAGGGCUGAACAGCGAGCGCAGCGGCUACAGAGAGAUGGCGUGCUCCAGACCGGCGAUGCUCGUUGCGAGACGUGCAAAGCGUACGAGAGUAGCUCCAAACCAAGCCCAAAAAGUCGUAAAAGCGGCUUUCAAUGCCGUAUACUGGAGGGAGAAUCCCGCGCUUGUGCUCGCUGCGUUGCUGGGCGGGAAAGAUGCAGUUUGGUCGGACGUAAAUGA